Antrostomus carolinensis (chuck-will's-widow) is the source of this 1064-nucleotide messenger RNA. RefSeq names its product matrix metalloproteinase-24. NCBI's taxonomy places the organism in Eukaryota, Metazoa, Chordata, Aves, Caprimulgiformes, Caprimulgidae. The transcript has 5 exons. Gene Ontology annotation, molecular function: metalloendopeptidase activity. Gene Ontology annotation, cellular component: plasma membrane. The coding region runs from base 233 to 991 and encodes 252 amino acids. Gene Ontology annotation, biological process: extracellular matrix organization; collagen catabolic process. The record is from RefSeq and is a predicted model, not a curated record.
UAAGUGCCAGUGGCGGAAGUCACACUCUGAAGGUCCUCCUGUUGAGCCCCUGGAGCCAACCAGGCCUUUACCAACUCUUCCUGUUCGCAGAAUUCACUCCACUUCAGAAAGAAAACAUGAGAGACAGCCAAGACCUCCCAGUCCUCCUCUGGGUGAUAGGCCAUCUCCUCCCGGCACGAAACCGAACAUCUGUGAUGGCAACUUCAACACCGUUGCUCUCUUUAGAGGAGAAAUGUUUGUUUUCAAGGAUCGCUGGUUCUGGCGUCUGCGUAACAACCGGGUGCAGGAGGGAUACCCCAUGCAAAUCGAGCAGUUCUGGAAAGGUCUCCCCGCAAAGAUUGAUGCAGCCUAUGAGCGGUCUGAUGGAAAAUUCGUUUUCUUCAAAGGAGACAAAUACUGGGUUUUUAAAGAGGUGACAGCGGAGCCAGGCUACCCACACAGUCUGGUGGAGCUGGGGAGCUGUCUGCCCCGGGAAGGCAUUGACACGGCUCUGCGUUGGGAGCCAGUGGGCAAAACCUACUUCUUCAAAGGUGACAGGUACUGGAGGUACAACGAGGACAAGAGAGCAACAGACCCUGGAUACCCAAAGCCCAUCACCGUGUGGAGAGGAAUCCCUCAAGCUCCACAGGGAGCUUUUAUCAGCAAAGAAGGCUUUUACACCUACUUUUACAAAGGGAAGGAGUAUUGGAAGUUCGAUAACCAGCGGCUGAGCGUGGAGCCAGGCUACCCCAGGUCAAUCCUUAAAGACUGGAUGGGCUGUAACCAGAAGGAUGUUGAACGAAGCAAAGACAGACGCCUCCCCCACGACGACGUGGAUAUUAUGGUGACAAUAAACGAUGUGCCUAGCACCGUAAAUGCCAUCGCAGUUGUGAUCCCUUGCAUUUUGUCUCUGUGUAUCCUUGUCUUGGUAUACACGAUCUUCCAGUUUAAAAACAAAGAGGUGCACCAAAAUGUUGUCUAUUAUAAAAGACCUGUCCAGGAGUGGGUAUGACACAGCCCGCUGCACCUUUCAACUCAUUGAUCUGAUGAGGACUAUGGACAAAAAAAAAAGAAAAAAAAAGAAA